UGUGUGGCUAUUCUUUCAAUGUAACUGAUACUCUACACACUAAAACCAAUUCAACGUAGGGAUAAAUAGAUUGAAAGAGUCACAAGUCACAUAUGCUCCUUUCACUCUCAGGAGAGAAAAAAAAAAGAACAUGCAUCGUCAAGCAAUGAAAAGCAAUCUUGGUGAUUUGGGUUCAGAUAGAAAAAGGAUUGGUUCAAGAAAUUAUGAUCAACCCAUUUGCCCAAAACCUAUUAGGCUUUCACCUUCCAUACCUGAUUUCCUCAAACCAAUCAGGUGUACCAAACACAGUCAGCAAAACAUUGAUGAAGGGAAUGGAGUACUGAAUAUGAUCAUUGAAAAGAAUGUAGAUGGAAGGGAAUCAAUAUGUAAUGGAUGCUUACCUUGUUGUUACUCUGGCUCGCCGCCGCGCAGAACUGAGAAUCCUUUGGUUCAUGAUGUUGAGUUUCUUCAUCAAAUGGCAGUUGUUUCACCAUUAUUAUCACGAACUAAAUACUCUGAUAAAUUUGGUAUCACCUCUGCUUCUACAAUGUGAAUGAAUCAGGAAAAGAAGGUGAAAGUAGCUUUGUUGAAAGGAAAGAGAUUAUCAUAAAUUUUGCCUAGAGUAGUAGUUAAAUUUUUGUGGAAUUAUUAUUAUAUUCUUUGUAGAGCGUAAUUGGUAAAGUUUAAAAUGUAAAUGUAGAUACAUAUAUGUGAGCUUCAUAGACUCAAAAUACGUCUUUUUGUACAUAACAAAUUUUGUUGUGUAAGCCAAUAUGGCUGGCUAUACUCUUCUGGA
This is a messenger RNA of Medicago truncatula (barrel medic), 775 nucleotides long. RefSeq lists its product as uncharacterized. The coding region runs from base 131 to 532 and encodes 133 amino acids. The transcript is spliced from 3 exons. The record is from RefSeq and is a predicted model, not a curated record. NCBI's taxonomy places the organism in Eukaryota, Viridiplantae, Streptophyta, Magnoliopsida, Fabales, Fabaceae.